ACCGACUGCCGGCAACAGUCCGUUACUGGGAAGCUGAAUGAGCGCGUCUCACAGCCAGUCAUAGCUUUUUUAUAUAUAUUUUCCGUUCAAGUCAAGUCGUCACCAUCGUCUAGAUCUCGAUCGAACUAGAGAUAGAAGUCAGGUGCCAAGUGCAAUGAGAUUUCAACAACAUUCCUACCAUCAACUACGGUGCUACAAAUGGACCAGAUCGUUUUCAUCCAACCCAUCCUAGUUCUGCGCUGCAGUAGUUUUCCCAGUUCGAUACUUGGCCUUCGUUCUAGCCGUCGCUUUUUGACUAGUAAAUUGGUGAAUCGAAUCUCCUGAGUGGAUCUGUGAAGGGGGUGGGAGAAAAAGAAAUUGAAACUCUCUGUGUGGUAUUUAUUAUUAGAAAUUAAUUGAAGCUGUAAUUGGUUUCCUGGUGCAGAGUGGGAAUCGCAGUUGAAGUGUCAGAAAAACGAAAAACCGUUUAUUGCUUACCGGUUGCCGUUGGAAAAAUUUGGCAAAAUGACUAAAGCGCCAUCGAUUGAUAGCGAAAAGGAAACCGGAAAAUCUAAUCCAAAUGCCCAAGAAGGACCGGCAGACUUCGAGACGGCCAUCGCGGCCACCGGAUAUGGUCGAUUCAACUAUUUGCUGCUGCUGAUCGCGCUGCCCUGCUGCACCACGACAGUCUUCGAAACGACCACCAUGAGCUAUGUGCUGCCGAGUGCCGAGUGCGAUCUGGAACUGUCCCUGGUCGAUAAGGGCACCCUCAAUGCCGUCACCUAUGUGGGUAUGAUUUCGUCCGCCUUUCUCUGGGGCUUCCUGUCGGAUUCAUACGGCCGGAAGCAGUUGCUCAUUUACGGAUUUUUCCUGGACGCGACCCUGAACCUGCUGUGCGCUAGCAGCCAGACCGUGCUGGCCAUUAUGAUAUUUAAAUUUAUGGGCGGCUUUGUCAUCUGUGGUCCAUUUGCGGUGCUGAUGGCGUACCUGUCGGAAUUCCACAGCUUAGAGCACCGGUCCCGGGUGAUGAUAAUGGUCGGCAUCUUCUACAGCAUCGCCAACAUUUUGCUGCCAUCUCUGGCCUGGGUUAUCAUUCCGCAAAACUGGGAUUUCAUGUUGUUCGGUGGAAAUUUUGUGAUUCAUUCGUGGCAAAUCUUCCUGGCUGUGAGUUGUGUGCCGAGCCUCCUCAGCGGCAUCCUGGUGCUCUUCCUGCCCGAAAGUCCCAAAUUCCUGAUGUCCAAGGGCCACAACGAGCGGGCUCUGGAAGUGUUCCGAACGCUGUAUGCUCUCAACUCCGGACGAAGCCGCCACGAGUAUCCGAUCAAGGAACUUGUCAACGAGCUGAUGCUGCAGCCAUCGCCGGAACCAACAUCAGUUUCGAACAGCAAACCCGGUCCGGAAGAUUCGGCCAAGCCCAAGGCCCCAUCCGGUGGGCUCCAGCUGUUGACGGUCAUGUUCCGGAGACCGCAUCUUCGAAACUCGCUCCUAGCGUACAGCAUCCAAUUUGGCAUCCUGUUAGGACUCAAUACGUUCCGGCUAUGGGUGCCUCAGCUGUUCACAAUCAUCGAUGAGUUUGACCAGGACCGGAAUGCCGGAUUUUCGAGAGACAGUGCCAGCCUGUGCGAGAUGUUGGCCUACAAAGUGAACAAAACAAACAUGCUGCUGGAAACCGGAAGCUCUGCGACGACGACGACGACGACACUAGAAGUGAGACCACUGGCGGCUUUCGACAUGGAGGAACUAGACCUGGGCACUGUUAUACUGUGCGAAGCGACCACCGAAGGGAGCAUGUACCUGAAGUCACUAAUCAUCGGCUGCGUCGGGCUGUUUGCCUACCUGGUCACGACAGUGUUGAUUAAUGCCAUCGGCAACCGGAACAUCCUCGUUUACGGCCUAUCCAUGGCCGGUCUCUGUGGGCUAGCCCUCUAUUGGACGAAAACAUCCGCCAGCAUCCUGGCCCUGUCAUCCGCCUACAUCACGCUGGCCAGCAUCGCCUCAACGGCCCUCAUCGGAUCGGUAGUUGCCAUGUUCCCGACGUCGAUGCGGACGAUGGUCGUUUCGCUGACUAUGAUGUGCGGCCGGACCGGAUCCAUCAUUGGCAACGUGCUGUUUCCGUACCUGAUGUCCCUGGGCUGUUGGCCGCCAUUCCUGAUGAUUGGCACCAUACAAAUUGCCGUGAGUCUCCUUGCCACGACGAUUCCCAAGACGCUGAAAAAACCUCUGCAAUAGCUCUAGCAACAUAACUACUUCCGGUGUGGAAAAGCACCAAGCACGUUCCCAUUAUGCUAAACAGUCGUAAGCAGAGACCGCGUACGCGUGUCUGGUUCUGAAAUCCGGCACCAGGAUGGGAGUCGAGAAAUGAAAGAAAAAAACCGGUAAACAUAAUCCUUCGUAAAUUAAAAAAAAAGUGUGAUAUCUUUACAGCGCUCGACGUAGUUCUGUUGUAAACUUUAAUUAGAGCCCUUU
Uranotaenia lowii is the source of this 2445-nucleotide messenger RNA. RefSeq names its product synaptic vesicle glycoprotein 2C-like. NCBI's taxonomy places the organism in Eukaryota, Metazoa, Arthropoda, Insecta, Diptera, Culicidae. Gene Ontology annotation, molecular function: transmembrane transporter activity. The transcript has 11 exons. Gene Ontology annotation, cellular component: membrane. Gene Ontology annotation, biological process: transmembrane transport. The record is from RefSeq and is a predicted model, not a curated record. Bases 505 to 2208 code for a protein of 567 amino acids.